Hypoxylon trugodes is the source of this 1952-nucleotide messenger RNA. Its product is annotated as PALP-domain-containing protein. Bases 305 to 1675 code for a protein of 456 amino acids. The record is from RefSeq and is a predicted model, not a curated record. Gene Ontology annotation, cellular component: cytoplasm. The transcript has a single exon. Lineage: Eukaryota; Fungi; Ascomycota; Sordariomycetes; Xylariales; Hypoxylaceae. Gene Ontology annotation, molecular function: cysteine synthase activity.
GGGGGUUUCUAGAUGGGUGGGUCAGGUACUGUACCGAUUGCGCGAUACCAUAGAAUUAAACUUCAUCACUGACGUAUUUAGCUCUCGAAACGAGUAACAAGUCACUUGACUUAAAAAAUAUAAAUAACUUCCAGUCGUAUGCAACCGAUGAAUUAAGCAUCUUUAUUAUCUAAGCCAUCAAGCUACCCUGAAAUGGAUUGGAGGUUUUGAGUUACACCGGACAGCAGCUGCGGGAGGGUGAAAAGAAAGACGAGGUAGUCGCACAAGACAACCCAUCCCAUCCCAAAAAAGUAAAAUUUCAAAAAUGUCUCUCAGCGACCACCCCCGCGCCUACGGCACCGCCGCCGUAGCACUCUCCUUCAUCGCAGGUAUCCUGGUAACCCUAGGCUUCAAAGACCUAUACCCGGACCUAGAACGACGUUUCCAACAGCGGGGAGGAGGGACAUCCCGGCGGAAGCCCAUCCCUGACAAGCGCAGACGCUCUAGCAUAUUCUGGGGCGUGCAAUUAGAAGACCACGAGUCUGAAUCUUCUAUCGUAGUACCCGGUGCCGCCCAAAUCCCACGCGACGCCGGCAUCAGCGAGGGUAUCGAAGGAUGUAUCGGACGCACCCCUCUAAUCCACAUCCGCAGCUUAUCCGAAGCCACCGGACGUACCAUUCUCGCCAAAGCCGAGUUUCUCAACGGCGCAGGUAAUAGUCCAAAAGACCGUGUCGCACUAUCCAUGAUCCGGUCCGCGGAGGAAGCAGGCCGUCUUAAACCUGGGAGGGGUGAUACGAUAUACGAGGGCACGGUAGGAAGUACCGGGAUCUCAAUCGCGGCUUUAGCUCGGGCUAUGGGGUAUCGUGCGCAUAUAUGUAUGCCCGAUGACCAGAGCAUGGAAAAAUCGGAUUUGCUGCACCAUUUAGGAGCUACCGUGGAACGUGUACCGGUCCAACCCAUCGCGUCGCCGGAGCAUUUUGUGAAUUUAGCAAGGAGGAGGGCCGCGGAGCAUACGGCGUCUGCGACGCGGGAGAAUCCGAGUGUGGGAUUUUUCGCGGAUCAAUUCGAGUCGGAUGCGAAUUGGCAUGCACAUUUAUCGACUACGGGGCCGGAGAUAUAUUAUCAGACGGAUAAUGGACAUCUUGAUGCUUUUGUCGCGGGGGCUGGGACUGGUGGGACGAUAUCUGGGGUUGCUAAGUAUCUUAAGGAAACGGCGAAAUUGCAUGACUUGAAAGUCGUGCUAGCGGAUCCUCAGGGAAGUGGGUUGUAUAAUAAGAUCCGACAUGGAGUUAUGUACUCCAACACCGAGAAAGAGGGCACAAGGCGGCGACAACAAGUCGAUACUAUCGUGGAGGGUAUUGGUAUCAACCGGGUAACUGAGAAUUUAGAGGUGGGACGGGACUUGAUAGAUACCGCGGUACGAGUUACCGAUGCACAGGCAUGUGCUAUGGCGCGGUGGUUGGUGGAACAUGAUGGAAUAUUUUGCGGAAGCAGUAGCGCAGUCAAUUGCGUGGCUUCUGUUGUCGCAGCGCUGAGUUUACCGAAGGGGAGUACGGUGGUUACGGUGUUGUGUGACCCGGGAAUGCGACAUUUAAGCAAGUUCUAUAAGAAAGUUGCGGAUAUGGGAUUAGAGGAUGAUGAUAAGCCGAAGGAUUUACUGACGUUAUUGGGUAUUGAGAAACCGAAAACACGGUGACAAUACCCAUUGAUUUAAAGAAGUAUGAAAUCGACCACACGAAUCUACAUCACGAACGUUACGAAUGGGCCAAUAAAACGAGAAUAAAUCUUUAUGUUGAAGGUAAAUAGCGUGUAAGUUAGAUGCCAUUCGACCUAUGGUUACAGAAACUUGUCUAGCUAGCCUUGAAAACCACCGCAAGAGGGGACAUGUUGGAUGAUGCAAUUGUAAAAUGCCGAUGGCUACCACCUCCGAAGUGCAAAUAAAAAGUUGCGAGUAAUAAAAAUGAGUAACAAAU